GGCAUGAGGCAGGCGACGCGGCGCCUGUGAGCAGCGCGCGGCGGCGGCGGGGACCUCGGCGCGGGCGAGAGCCGAGCGGCCGGGGACUCCCCUCCCCCGCUGCCGGGCCGUGAUUUGCCGGGCCUGCUGCGCCCCCCGCCCACCCCUCGCCUCAGCCGCCGCCUCGCCGCUUCCCCUCGUCGGAGCGGCCGCUCGUCCGCCCGCCCGCUCGAGGCCCGCGGGGAGCGCGGCGCAGUCCGUCGGCCCGCGGGGGGGCGGCCUCCCGGCAUCUUCGCGGCGACCAAGGACGACCGGGGGAGGAAGCGGCCGGGAUGGCGCGUCCGCGGCCCCGCGAGUACAAGGCGGGCGACCUGGUCUUCGCCAAGAUGAAGGGCUACCCGCACUGGCCGGCCCGGAUUGAUGAACUCCCAGAGGGAGCUGUGAAGCCUCCAGCAAACAAAUAUCCUAUCUUCUUUUUUGGCACCCAUGAAACUGCAUUUUUAGGUCCCAAAGACCUUUUUCCAUAUAAGGAAUACAAAGACAAGUUUGGAAAGUCAAACAAACGGAAAGGAUUUAAUGAAGGAUUGUGGGAAAUAGAGAAUAACCCAGGAGUGAAGUUCACUGGAUACCAGGCAAUUCAGCAACAGAGCUCCUCGGAAACGGAGGGAGAAGGUGGAAAUACUGCAGAUGCGAGCAGUGAGGAGGAAGGGGAUAGAGUGGAAGAGGAUGGAAAAGGCAAAAGAAAGAAUGAAAAAGCAGGCUCUAAACGGAAAAAGUCCUACACUUCGAAGAAAUCCUCUAAACAGUCCCGGAAGUCUCCAGGAGAUGAAGAUGACAAGGACUGCAAAGAAGAGGAGAACAAAAGCAGCUCCGAGGGCGGAGACGCCGGCAACGACACAAGAAACACAACUUCAGACUUGCAGAAAACCAGUGAAGGGACCUAACUACCAUAAUGAAUGCUGCAUAUUAAGAGAAACCACAAGAAGGUUAUACAUUUGGUUGUCUAAUAAUCUUGGAUUUGAUAUGAACCAACACAUACUCCUUGUUGUCAUUGACAGAACCCCAGUUUGUAUGUACAUUAUUCACACUCCUCUCUGUUGUGUUUGGGGGAAAAAAAAGACAUUUUAGCCUUUUUUAAGGUUAUUUAAUUUCAUGUUAUUUGGUUGCAUGAAGUUGCCCUUAACCACUAAGGAUUAUCAAGAUUUUUGCACACACUUCUACAUGUCUAGGAUCCUUUUCUCAAGGCGGCUGUGUUCAUCAUUCUCCUGCCUUGACUCCACUAUCACCAGAGGCUCAGUUAAAGAUAAAUUAGCAUUUUCUUAAAAUGACCACUCCACAUAAUGCUUAAGGGAUUUCUUCUCUGUGACAGAACCCAGGAACCAGUUCCUAAACACAUAACGUUGGCAUAUUGAAGAUAAAAUUGAAAUUGUCCUUCAGUUUUGAGGCCAUGUGUAAAGUUUAACCAUAUUGUAAAAUAUCUAUUCCGUAUUAGAAAUAGCUAGUCAACAGCUUAUACUUCUCAAAACUCAUCCUGUUAUGUACACAAACUCAGUUUUUAUAUGUGAAGUUAGUGAGUCCUUUUGUGUUCUUCCAAAAUAAAGGCAAUGAUUUAUUUUUUCCCAAUGCCAAUACAAUUUGAGCUAAUCACUCAAGGUGGAUACUUUACAUUUUAAAGCUGGAAUCAGCAGUAGCCCUAUGGGAAACCAGACAAAGCAUUGACUUUUAAAUGAACCAUUGUUUUCUUUUGGAGCUAGAAUUAGAAUAGUUGAUACUCAUCCACAAACCAUUAUUAUGUGUACAUUAUUGUUGCUAUUGUGAUAAUAGAGAAUUUUAUUUAUUUUUAUGCCAGCUUAUAUUGUGAGAGCUCAUUUAGUCAAUUUGGGUUUUAUCAAUCCUGUUAUGCUUGUCCUUGGACCAUCUUUCGCGUAUUCGAGGUUUGUAGUUGAAAAGUUUACUGUAAAAAAAAAAAAAUCAAAAACAAAAAAAUGUAUUGUUUUUACAGAAUAAAUUUAUUGGAAUGUGUACUGGGAGUAAGAUUUGAGGUUGUAAACAACUAAGUUAGUGUAAUUUGGCUUUCUAUAUGUAAUGUGAGGUAUUGUAAUUCGUAUAUUAAAGCAAAAAUUGUUAACAGCAAGUUGACAAGAGAA
This is a messenger RNA of Panthera uncia (snow leopard), 2126 nucleotides long. It is a transcript of the gene HDGFL3, whose product is annotated as HDGF like 3. Gene Ontology annotation, molecular function: double-stranded DNA binding; transcription coregulator activity. The record is from RefSeq and is a predicted model, not a curated record. NCBI's taxonomy places the organism in Eukaryota, Metazoa, Chordata, Mammalia, Carnivora, Felidae. The coding region runs from base 312 to 923 and encodes 203 amino acids. Gene Ontology annotation, cellular component: nucleus. The transcript is spliced from 6 exons. Gene Ontology annotation, biological process: regulation of transcription by RNA polymerase II.